Messenger RNA from Hibiscus syriacus, 327 nucleotides. Its product is annotated as probable CDP-diacylglycerol--inositol 3-phosphatidyltransferase 2. Gene Ontology annotation, cellular component: membrane; Golgi apparatus. Gene Ontology annotation, molecular function: CDP-diacylglycerol-inositol 3-phosphatidyltransferase activity. Gene Ontology annotation, biological process: phosphatidylinositol biosynthetic process. The annotation marks the transcript as partial. The record is from RefSeq and is a predicted model, not a curated record. The transcript has 6 exons. NCBI's taxonomy places the organism in Eukaryota, Viridiplantae, Streptophyta, Magnoliopsida, Malvales, Malvaceae.
UUACUCUCCGUUUAUCUUUACAUUCCCAAUAUUAUUGGAUAUUUAAGAAUUCUGUUGAAUUGCAAUGCUUUUGCCAUAUGCUUUUCCAGCAAAAGACUUUUUUCUGCUCUCUAUUUUCUAAGCUUUGUUUGUGAUGCUGUGGAUGGUUGGUGUGCUCGCAAAUUCAACCAAGCUUCGACAUUUGGAGCUGUUCUGGACAUGGUAACAGACAGGAUUAGCACUGCUUGUCUACUGGUUAUACUUUCUCAAGUGUAUAGGCCUAGCUUGGUUUUCUCGUCUCUGCUAGCCAUGGAUAUUGCUAGCCACUGGCUGCAGAUUUACAGGUAG